Messenger RNA from Brachypodium distachyon (stiff brome), 1917 nucleotides. RefSeq names its product BEL1-like homeodomain protein 11. Gene Ontology annotation, molecular function: DNA-binding transcription factor activity, RNA polymerase II-specific; RNA polymerase II cis-regulatory region sequence-specific DNA binding. Gene Ontology annotation, biological process: regulation of transcription by RNA polymerase II. The record is from RefSeq and is a predicted model, not a curated record. Lineage: Eukaryota; Viridiplantae; Streptophyta; Magnoliopsida; Poales; Poaceae. Bases 547 to 1605 code for a protein of 352 amino acids. The transcript is spliced from 5 exons.
AAGCAUGAGAGCAUGGAGCUGUAGAGUAGAUAGGGAGGGAGAUGGGGAGACAUGAGGACAUGUACAGGACCAAAAGAGAGCUGAAGUUGCAGAGUUUGAAUUAAGCUCCUUCCUUUGGUUGGUGUUGUUUGAAUGCAAACACAUGUGUGUAGUCCAACCUCCUCUAUACAGUGGAGUACAGACUUUACAGUACAUGCCCAAUAGGAGUAUUUCUUACUUGUGUACAUGUAUGGACUAUUACUAGUGGAGUACUAGUACUAUAAAUAUAUCUUCAGCUGUCAAGACCCUUGCACUUGCAAUAGUGGAGUACUGGUAUAGAAUCAAUGUGCAUAAGGAUUAAAGGAUAGAUAGACAUUGGUUUGGCUUGGCUACCUCUGCUCUACUACCAGUGCUACCACUACCAUCACUCACCAGAAAAGAAGGAAGCACAAGCAGCCACAAGGUAGGAGCAUGAUAAAAAAAUUUGGUUACCUAGCUGUGUUCAUCUCUUGGCCGGUUUGCAUAAUAAUACAGGACACCCGCAUCCCCAACUGAAUAAUCGCUGACAUGGUGGCCGCGCACCUCCAAGGAAGCAGCGGCUCGCCGAAGCAGCAAGCUCCUGCCGCCGCCGACAGCGCCAACGGCACGCUGCCCCUCCAGUAUCCCCAGGAGCAGCGCGCCGGCCCCUGUUGCCACGCGCCGGGCCACCGCGGGGAGAAGGACGCCGCCGCCGUUGGCCCGCUGGCGCUGACGCUCGGCGGCGCCUCGGCCGCAACGGACGUCGAAGCCGCCUGCCGGUGCUGCCGCGCGCGCGCCGUCGACGCGCCGGCGCCGGAGAUGGUGGUGGUACCUUCGGCGGUGCGGGGAUCCCGGUAUCUGGUCCCGGCCCAGGAGCUGCUGCGCGACGCGGUGUCCAUGGCCGGGGCGAGCGCCGGAGGAGGAGGAGACAGCGACGCCGACGAAGACGACGAGGCGGCUGAUGAGACGCGUGUGCAGGGGGCAGCGAAGGACGGCCUGCAAGCCAAGCUCCUCGGCCUUCUCAGCGAGCUGGAGAGCCGGGAGGACCAAUACUUCGAGGAGCUGGGCCGCGUGGCGUUGUCGUUCGAGCCGGCGCUGGGGCCGGCGGCGACGGCGGGGUACACCUCGCUCAUGUCGCGGGCCAUGUCGCGCCACUUCGGCAACCUGCGGCGCGCCAUACUCCGCAAGCUCAGGCUCCUCCACGCAGCGGCCGCCGCGAGAAGGCCGCCGCGGGUGGACGACGGCGGGGAUGGUGGUGGGGAGAGCGAGGAGGAGGAGGUCACGGAAGAGAUGGUGAAGAGGCUGGUCCGGCGGAAGAAGCAGGCGGCGGCGGCAAGGGCGGCGGAGCAGGUGUGCAAGCCGAUGAGGGGCCUGCCGGAGGACUCGGUGGCAGUGCUCCGGGCAUGGCUCUUCGACCAUUUCCUCGAUCCGUACCCCAGCGACAACGAGAAGCUCAGGCUGGCCGUUAGCACGGGCUUAAGCAGAGGCCAGAUAUCCAACUGGUUCAUCAACGCGCGGGUGCGGCUGUGGAAGCCCAUGAUCGAGGAGAUGUACAACGACGAGUUCUCCGAGGAUUCCGUCUCCAUGGACGACGCCUCCUCCUCUUAGUGCAUCUCAAAUUCUCGACGACCUAAGACCGGUUAUCGUGUGAAAUUCCCCUGUGUGUUACAAACCGGACCUAGUUUUCGUUCCAUGCAAUUUUGGUCUACGCUUACAUGGAACUGUUAUCACCUUUUGUCAGAGCUUGAGUGAGGUAGUAUUAGUUAGUACCACUACGGAGCGGAACCAGCCAUUAUUGAUGAAUCCUUUUAAUUCCCCCCUGAAGGUUCUGCAACAUAUGUGGUUGGUUGUCGAACUGUUUGUAUUUUCGAUGGAAGAGGAUGGAAGAGCAGCUUUCUAGGUGCUGGUAAUUGGGUCAAA